This is a messenger RNA of Acomys russatus (golden spiny mouse), 1785 nucleotides long. It is a transcript of the gene C14H11orf87, whose product is annotated as chromosome 14 C11orf87 homolog. The transcript has 2 exons. The coding region runs from base 396 to 986 and encodes 196 amino acids. Lineage: Eukaryota; Metazoa; Chordata; Mammalia; Rodentia; Muridae. The record is from RefSeq and is a predicted model, not a curated record.
GGCAGCGGCGGCGGCGGCGGAGAAGGCGGCGGCAGCAGCAGCGUGGCUCUGUGUCUGGUCCCUGCGCUCCGCGCCUUCUGCAGCUGCCACUGCAGCCAAGGCGGGGGCUUCUUCUCUGGGACCGAGCUGGCCAUUCCAGCCCUGAGCCUGGGGAAAGGAAACAGGGCGCUUGGAGACAAGAUCAAGAAAGAACGGAGACAAUCUCCCUGGGGCCACUAGCUCUGGCCAGCUUGCUUGCUUGCCGGCAGUUGUUCCCUGAGUCUAGCUGGAGCACUCCCUCUCCAGCGCUAGGGAGCAGUUGGGGUGGCGUGGGCUCUUGUCCUGUUUUGGCUGGUGGGAACCGUGUGUCCAACAGAGGAAGCCUGGUGGGCCUGGCCCCUCUCAGCCCAGCGCCGAUGAGUGCCAGGGCGCCGAAAGAGCUGAGGCUGGCACUGCCGCCUUGUCUCCUGAACCGGACCUUUGCUUCCCACAACGCCAGUGGAGGCAGCAACGCAGGUGUCCGCAGCUCAGGCGCAGGUGGUGGCACCUGCAUCACGCAGGUGGGACAGCAGCUCUUCCAGUCUUUCUCAUCCACGCUGGUGCUGAUUGUCCUGGUCACUCUCAUCUUCUGCCUCAUCGUGCUGUCCCUCUCCACCUUUCACAUCCACAAGCGGAGGAUGAAGAAGCGCAAGAUGCAGAGAGCUCAGGAGGAAUACGAGAGAGAUCAUUGCAGCAGCAGCCACGGUGGUGGUGGGCUGCCCCGCGCAGGUGUUCAACCUCCGAUCCACGGAAAAGAAACCCGGCUGGAGAGGCAGUCCCAGGACUCCGCCUUCAGCACCCCUUCCAAUGCCACCUCUUCCUCCUCUUCAUCUCCUGGUCUCCUGUGCCAGGGUCCUUGUGCGCCUCCUCUUCCACCGCCAGCCCCCAGUCCACACGGAGCACAGGCAGCUUCCUCCUGCUUGGACACACCUGGCGAGGGCCUUUUGCAAACGGUGGUACUGUCCUGAUUGUGUAGCCCCUGUCCUAACCCCUUCCUCGUUUCCAGCAUCUUUACCAUCCUCGCUUUUGUUCCUCUUUUCUUCCUUUUCCGUUCUCCUCUGGCCCCUCUUUUCUCUGCCCUCUUUCCUUACCUGCCCGCCCUUUUACUGUUUCUCCUCCGCCGAGGCACUGUGCGGUAUUUGUAAAUAUUGGGCGAGGAAAGUCUCAGAGGAAGAAAUAACGCUGAUAAUACUUUAUUGAUAUUUAUAGUAAUUAUUAUACUAUUAAUAACACAGUCCAAGCGCAUGACAAAUCACAUAAUUCUCAUUGUCAAUGAAGGCUGCACCUUCCCUCUCCACCCCGUCCCCCCCCCCCUCAGUAAGGAGGAGAGACUCCACAAGCUACCAAAUAUAUAAAAGACAUUGACACCGAAGCAAAGGGAAGGGAGGGGGCCGGUCAUGUUGUAUAUAGCUGUCAAGCGAAGGUUUAGUCGCCUUUCUGCCCCUCCCCCAUGCGCUUUCACUUUUCCUUUAGCUUUUCUCCCCUCCCCUUUCCUCACCUUCAGCUGGGCUCAGGCAAUAGUAUAUUAUAAAGGAAACAUCUACAUUAAGCACCAGAGACCACAAAGAAUGUCCUAGAAAAAAGUGUUUAGGACAGGUAACCCCUCUCUAGUCAGUCAUCUCCCUUUUUUGUUUCCCCCUUGCAGAAUUUGAGUUCACUUAGAAAUAUCUCUCGCUGGCCGAGCACAAAGAACAAAAACCAUACAAUCUGCUUUUGCUCCCUGUCAGGCUCCACUUUCACACUUGAUUGGUGGCGGGUUUUUUGUUU